CCCCAACCUUGUAAGACGCCCACGGGUCCUAAGCCAGGAUCCGCGUCGCACUGGACGAAAAAGAGUCCGUGGAGUAACUCCAUUCCAAUUCGCGAAAAUCUCCCCUCCUUAAAUAUUUAAAACCGUCGCAAUCUUUUUCUCUCUCUUAGUGUAGGUACCCAACCAGCCAUAACAUGCCUACACUUUUCUUGUUCUUGGAUUAGCACGUAGUAUAUUCCUCUGUAAAAGUUGGAACGGUAUUGAAUAUAUAGGUUUACCAUGGCUAAGAGGACCGCUGGUAAAGUCCCAGACGCCUGGGAAGACGACGACUGGGAGGUACAAGCGGACAAGGCCGCUGCAGCAGAGGACGAGGAACCCGAACCACAACCACAGCCGCAAUUAAGCAGAGCCGAGCGUCUGGCACAACACGCCGAGUCCAACAGGAAGCUCUGGGAGUCAGCUGAAGCCCCCGCCGAAACAUUCCACUACCUAGCCUCGCGAUCCGACCCGCCGCUCGCGACGGGCUUCAAGCCCGCCGUCAAAGUGCUGAGCCGCAAGCCUCUGCAGGACGCCGGCGCCGACCUAGACGAGGAAGACGACAAGAAGGCGCCGCAGCUGACGGCCGAGGAGAUCCAGGCCAAGCAGCAGCGCGAGCGCGAGGAGAAGCAGCGGCGGUACGACGAAGCGCGCGCUAAGAUCUUCGGCUCGAACCAAUCUUCCGGGACUUCUACGCCUGGCGCCGUGACGCCCCCGCGGUCAGCUGACGGACGAGGACCGCGAGGCAGAGGUAGAGGAGGACGAGGCGGUGGAGGAGGAGGUCAUAGGCACAACGAGAGCCGUGGGGAUAGGGAUAGGGGGAGGGAUAAUACCCAGCGACCGAGCAGCCAGUCCGGUGGCAGUGGACGAGAGCUCUACGAUCCUAACUACUCACCGAAGCCGGGCUUCCAAUUGGAGCGGAGAGGAAAUAAUUAUAACAACGACGGCGGCGCACCAUUGUCCCGUAAGUCAACGCCACAAGAAGAGCAAAUUAUCCGCGCGCCGCGAGGCCCCGACGGGAGUGGAAGAGGCGGCUUCGGGUUCGCGAAGCGGGGCGCCAAAGGCAGUUGAACGUGGUUUUACUAUUUUGGUUUUCCUUACA
Annulohypoxylon truncatum is the source of this 1117-nucleotide messenger RNA. RefSeq lists its product as uncharacterized. The record is from RefSeq and is a predicted model, not a curated record. The transcript has 2 exons. The coding region runs from base 259 to 1086 and encodes 275 amino acids. Lineage: Eukaryota; Fungi; Ascomycota; Sordariomycetes; Xylariales; Hypoxylaceae.